GAGUUAGUUAUAAGUUGGAAGGCAAUCAAAGCGAACACGUCCCAGUGCUUUUUUUUUUCUUUCUCGCUCUUCGAUUUGUGUUAAAUUUUUUUGUUCGUUGUGUUGCCGUUCGUUAUCACCAACGUUCGUUUCAUUUCACUUAAUUUUCGCUUUCAAUUCUCGAGAUUAGAACUGUUGGAUUGUGCCGUUUCAGCUGCAUUUCAACUGGUUAUUUUGGGCUGUAACAACGACCAAAAAAAAUUCUUACAUAAAUCGCAUUUCGGUUCACUUAUCGCCUGAGUGUCGUUCGUUCGUCAUAUAAAAAUGAGAGAAAUCGUUCACUUGCAAGCCGGUCAAUGUGGCAACCAAAUCGGAGCCAAGUUUUGGGAAAUAAUUUCCGAGGAGCAUGGCAUCGAUACGUCCGGCGUAUACAUGGGUGACAGCGACUUACAACUGGAACGUAUUAGUGUCUACUACAACGAAGCGUCAGCUGUAUCAAGAUCUUCGGGAGGCAAGUACGUUCCUAGAGCCGUUCUGCUCGAUUUGGAACCAGGCACCAUGGAAGCCGUACGAUCAGGCGCCUAUGGGCCCCUAUUUCGACCAGACAAUUUUGUAUUUGGCCAAUCGGGUGCCGGUAACAAUUGGGCAAAAGGUCAUUACACCGAAGGCGCUGAGUUAGUUGACUCUGUAUUGGAUGUUGUUCGUAAAGAGUGCGAAAAUUGUGACUGCUUGCAGGGUUUCCAAUUAACACAUUCGCUCGGAGGUGGUACCGGUUCCGGCAUGGGUACACUUCUGAUUUCGAAAAUCCGCGAAGAAUAUCCAGACAGAAUCAUGAACACUUACUCUGUUGUUCCAUCGCCGAAAGUGUCAGACACCGUUGUCGAGCCAUACAAUGCAACCCUCUCGAUUCAUCAAUUGGUUGAAAAUACCGACGAAACGUACUGCAUCGAUAACGAAGCAUUGUACGACAUUUGCUUCCGCACACUCAAAGUACCGAACCCGAAAUACAGCGAUCUCAACCAUUUGGUGUCGUUGACGAUGUCAGGUGUCACCACGUGUCUCCGAUUCCCCGGCCAAUUGAACGCUGAUCUGAGAAAGUUAGCGGUAAACAUGGUGCCAUUCCCUCGACUUCACUUCUUUAUGCCUGGAUUUGCUCCACUUGUAUCGCGUACCGCUCAAAAUUACCGCGCACUCACUGUUCCAGAAUUAACACAGCAGAUGUUUGAUGCCAAGAAUAUGAUGGCUGCCUGCGAUCCAAGACACGGUCGAUACCUGACCGUUGCCGCCGUUUUCCGUGGUCAAAUGUCAAUGAAAGAAGUGGACGAACAAAUGCUUGCUGUGCAAAAUAAGAACAGUAGCUACUUUGUCGAAUGGAUUCCAAACAACGUGAAGACCGCCGUUUGUGAUAUUCCACCCAAGGGAUUGAAAAUGUCAUCGACAUUCAUCGGAAAUACAACCGCCAUUCAAGAAUUGUUCAAACGUAUUUCGGAGCAAUUCUCAGCGAUGUUCCGUCGUAAGGCUUUCUUACAUUGGUACACUGGUGAGGGUAUGGACGAAAUGGAGUUCACUGAAGCCGAAAGUAACUGUAAUGACUUGGUAUCGGAGUACCAGCAAUACCAAGAAGCCACCGCCGAUGAUGAAUUCGAACAGGAAGAUGCUCCCGAGGAGGUCGAAGAGGAAUGCAUUUAAACGCACCGCCCAACUAAUCUCUAUUUUCACUAUAAAUUUAUUAAACAUGUCUCAAUUUCUUUUUGUUACUCAUUUCGAUUUUAGUGUUUCUAUUUUUCUAAAAAAAAAAGAGCAAACAAACAAAUCUCUGAAAUUUUGUAUCCUGCUCUCAACAAACAUUUUAUUCAAGUCUGUGACUAUCAAUGCCAAAAAAUGGAGAAUAACAGCAAUACAUUUUUAUAUUUUAUUCAACAGAGUUAACAAUUUCUUUAGCCCUAUUUCAUAUUAACUCAACAGUUGUCUUUAGAGAAAUUGUGUAACGAUUGCUUUAAUUUUUUUAAUAAAGUAAAUUUCGAGCUUUUUAUUUGCAAAUA
Messenger RNA from Sitodiplosis mosellana (orange wheat blossom midge), 2021 nucleotides. It is a transcript of the gene betaTub60D, whose product is annotated as tubulin beta-3 chain. Gene Ontology annotation, biological process: mitotic cell cycle; microtubule cytoskeleton organization. Gene Ontology annotation, molecular function: structural constituent of cytoskeleton; GTPase activity; GTP binding. Gene Ontology annotation, cellular component: microtubule; cytoplasm. The transcript is spliced from 9 exons. The record is from RefSeq and is a predicted model, not a curated record. Lineage: Eukaryota; Metazoa; Arthropoda; Insecta; Diptera; Cecidomyiidae. The coding region runs from base 304 to 1668 and encodes 454 amino acids.